Molecule: messenger RNA, 1415 nt
Organism: Chara braunii
Lineage: Eukaryota; Viridiplantae; Streptophyta; Charophyceae; Charales; Characeae
Source: the annotation of a GenBank genome assembly
GGCUUUGAGUGGCUCAUUCUUCAACAUCGCUAUGGCGUCGAACGCUCCCAACGCUAAUAUCAUUAGGACCUGUUAUAAUUGUGGCGAUCCAGGCCAUUUUGUCCGAUGGUGUCCACAUCCUCGUCCCUCUAAUCCUCAGACUGUGAUUGUCCCUGUCUCUAAUCCAUUCUCUCAAACGGCUAACUCGAACGCUGCCACGACGACCAACAAUGGACAGUACUCAAGAGGAUACAGUUGGCAGCAGACGAAGCAACGACUGGAAUACUUAGAGCAGGCGGUCAUCGAAAUGAAGAUUCGGCACGACGCGGAGAUCGAGAAAGAAAAGAAUCGGGCAGCAGAAGAGGAGAAAGCAAAAAAGGAGAAAGAAUAUGAGCAGAGAAGACAGCAGGAGAAGAAGAAUCAAGACGACUUUAGGAAGGAACUCACGGAUUCAGUACAACAACAGCUGGCCGACGUGGUCGAGCUGGUGCAAGGCAAGAACCAGGGCGCUAAGACCGAUGAAGAGGUGGAAGCUCUCAAGAAGGAGAUUGAACGGCUCAACAAUUGUAAAAGUACAGCGUCUACCAGUAAGGCGCAGCUACAUGAAAACAAUGAUGGAUUGAUCGCAAAAAUGUUUGCGGAACAAGAACGGAUGAAACUUUUGUUGGAGGAUGCACUGACGUCCAAGAAGCGCCUGGAGCUUAUUGAACAAGAGAUGAAGAAUGUUAAGGCGACAAUAGAUGAGGCGAGGGCAGAGGCUGACAGAUGGCAGGAGGAAGCACUCCGCCCAGGGAACAAGCAGGGUUGCGUCGCACACAACACACCGGUUCCAAGAACAUCAACAAGGCCACAAGCUAAUACCCCAGGACCUACGCCUGCUGUUGCUGACUAUAAAAACAUGAUGGAGAUGCAUCGCAUGGAAGUAGAGGCGGUGAAAGAGAUGAGAGCGAGUGAAGUCAACGCUCGAAAAGAGGCCGAACAAGAGUUGGACAUAGUCAAAGCAAAGGUACAAGCAUUGGAACGGGAGAAGGGUAAAGCACAGGCUACACCACGGUCACUAAGAGCAAGGAUGGAAGAAGCUGCGGUCGAUCGGAGUACGGAGAAGAACACACCUGCAGGCAGUACGUCGAAAUCUCUGGAGAAGGAGACUUCCAUUCAUGACAAUAGGAGCCUGAAGAUAUUGACGAAGGACGGACUAACAGCGAUCCGUGAGAAGGAAGGAGUGAAAUAUGUAGGUGUCAAACAGACGGUUGAAGACAUCAUUAAGCAUCGAGUGGAAGCGGCUUUUCCAACGGCCAGACCUGCUGUUGUCAAUGUCUCCGAAGACCUGGUUGGAGAUAAGGGGGCCGGGGAUGACACAUCCACUUCUUAGUGUCUCUCCCGGACAUGGCAUGUUUUUGGAACCUUGCUCGUGCUCUUUGUAAGUUAAGAAACGA